Messenger RNA from Acanthocheilonema viteae, 1533 nucleotides. Lineage: Eukaryota; Metazoa; Nematoda; Chromadorea; Rhabditida; Onchocercidae. The record is from the annotation of a GenBank genome assembly.
AUGAGCAUGGAAAAUUUGGAUGUUAUGACCGAUGGUGAAGUAUUAACGAGUAAGUUGUCGAACAGUGGCAGAGGUGAUGCAACAGCUCCAUCUGUUCUAGAAUCUACUAUCGAAAAUCCCAGAAAAUGGGUUAAUAUUAUGGAUAAGGAUUUGGUAUCAGAAGUGAAUGCGAAUGAUGCAUCUGUUUUUAUUCGAAAGGAAACAAACGAUCCAACAAGUGAUGAAAUUGCCACUGCUGCGAAUAAACAACAAAAUUCACUGGAAGAGGAAGUUAUCAAAAGAGAAAGUAGUUUUUCUGAGGCAAUGAAUGAAGGGAAUAAAAUACCGGACACAAUUUGUGAGGAACAUGUCACGGUAACAUCAUGCGAAAUGUGCCAUAAUUAUGAACUGAAUUUGACGAAAAUGCAGGACGUUGAGCGAAAUUUGAAAGAACAAUUGUCUGCUGCACAACAUCUGGUUAAUCGUUACCAAAAUGAAUUGUCUGGAGAACGUUUAUACAGGAAGGAAAUGGAAAUGAAAACAACUACAUUAUGUGCAGACAAUGAAAAAGAAGUGAAUAUAGCGAAAAAUGAAAAUGAAGAGUGUGCUAAGCACUUGGUUGCUGUUAAUGGAAGGUGUGUAAAGUUGAUACAAGAACAGCGAAAUAAUAUUGGUCGCUUGAGGGAACUUUUAAGCAUGAUGAAUAAAGAUAUGCACAAUUUGAGCAAUCGAUAUUUAGUACGAUUUCACAUUGAACAUUUUAUUAAAUUGCUUGGUGCUAAUCGUAAAUGCUCCACAGAAAUGCGAGAUCAAACGAUAGAACUGCCUCAGGAUGUUGAUCAAUUACAAUUUUUGUGCCUCCAACUAAGAGAGGAACUAAUUGAGACUCGCGCAGCCAAAGAACAUGCUGAGGUGGUGUUGAGAGAUGAGAUAGCAACACUGGAAGCACAAAGGAAGGAGGAUGAAAUGGAGAAGAGAAGGAUUGAGGAUGCUUAUACUGAACGAGUAAAUGGAGUUAGUCAAGAACUGGGCUUUGCGCGGAGUCAGUUAGAUUCGAUGAAAGAUGCAUCUUCAAAGGUAGAAGAAAUGAACAAAAGGAUGAUUGAAUACAGGGAAGUAAUCGAAGAUUUAGAAAAGCAGCUGCAAUCAGUGCAAAAGGAACGUACUGACCUCGAAAUGACUGUCGCUUUGUAUAAGCAAAAGUGCGCUGCUUUGCAACAGGAAUUGGAUACAUCGGAAACCGUGCAAAAGGAUUUUGUCAAACUUUCACAAAAUCUGCAAAUUGAACUUGAAAAAAUUCGACAAGCUGAACAGGAAGUGCGGUGGCAGUUCGAUGAAGAUGUGCAUGCGUGCAAUCAGUGCCAAUCAAAUUUUUCUAAAAGCCGUAUUAAGCUUCAUUGCUAUCAUUGUGGCAAGAUUUUCUGUCCAGUCUGUUUGUCAGCAACAAUACCUAGUGGGCCACAUCGAAGGCCAGCAAGAGUUUGUCAAGUGUGCCAUACUCUUCUAAGCAGGGAUUCUGCGCCAUUUUUCUCGCAUAAUUUGGAAGCUGUAUAG